CGGGUCUGGGGCCCCGGAAAACUUCCCCGCGUUGGUUCAGGAGGGAGAGUCUUUAAAUGCUUCCGUUUAGAAAGUUCGCUCUUUGGUUACUUGAAUUUCUGCGUCUCGUACCGACGUAGGUAUUUGCUUACCCUCCUCCCAGCCAUGUUUCAGUCAGCAAGAGGGAGAGUUUUACGCGCCGCCAUCUCGAUCAGUGCGGGUAGUUGUUACCUACUAUUCGGAUAUGAUCAGGGUGUCCUUGGCGGUUUAGUCACUCAUCCAAGCUUCCUCGAGGCUUUAGGGAACCCCAGCCCAAGCUAUCUUGGGACCAUCGUUGCCCUGUACCACAUUGGCUGCCUGGCAGGAUGCAUUGUCGCUGGUCUGGCUGGCAACAGAUUGGGUAGGAAGAGGACCAUCUUCUGGGGUUGCAUUAUCAUGGUGGUUGGCGGCGCCAUCCAGGCAAGCUGCUAUGGGUCUGCCCAAAUGAUUGCCGGUAGGAUCAUCUCGGGCAUAGGCAAUGGCAUGAAUACCUCUACCAUCCCGGUUUAUGUUUCAGAGUGCUCCAGACCUAGCUCCAGAGGACGUGCGGUUUCGAGGCAAAUGUCCAUUGUCAUCUUCGGAACUGUUGUCGCGUACUGGCUGGACUAUGGCACGGUCAGGAAUCUCACGGGAGACGUUGUAUGGCGCUUCCCAAUCGCCUUCCAAAACUUCUUUGCUUUGGUUACAAUUUUCACCAUCCCGUUCCUACCAGACACUCCGAGGUGGCUCUACUCGCAUGGUCGGAAGGCUGAGGCCAUUUCUGUUCUUGCGAGACUCCUCGAUUGUUCAGAAGAUGAUCCAGAAGUCAAGCGUACCGAGCGCGAAAUGGAGGAUGUUAUUAGAUUCGAGGAAGAGUCUACCAAGCUCUCUAUCAAGGAUCUAAUCAACGACAAGACCGAAGCCAAGAACACUAGACGACUCGUUCUGUGCUUCCUCAUCCAAUUCUUCCAACAAUUCACUGGGAUCAACGUUAUUGCAUUUUACGUUACCAUUGUUCUCGAGACAAACGUUGGACUAUCCAAGGAUCUCAGCCUUCUUGUUGCCGGCUUCAUUCAGAUUGCCUUCUGGCUAGGUACUUUCCCGCCGAUGGUCCUGCUGGAUAAAGCUGGCAGGCGGCCUAUGCUGAUGCUUGGCUCGACUGCCCUAUCGAUCACCAUGGUGAUUUUCACUGCUGGUAUUGCUGUCAAUACGACAGCCUCCUCGAAACUGGCCCUCGCAAUGCUGUUUCUCUACGAGAUAUCCUUCGGCAUGUCCUGGAACAGCAUUCCUUGGCUAUACGCUCCAGAGAUCACGCCGCUGCACCUGAGACACAUUGGGUCGGCGGUUGGAGUUUUCUCAGAGUGGAUUUGGACCUUUGUUAUCGCCCAAAUGACGCCCCCAGCCAUUGCAAAUACCGGAUGGAAGAUCUACCUCCUCUUUUGCAUCAUGCUUGUCCUCGGCAUCCCAUUUACUUAUUUCUUCCUUCCAGAGACAAGCGGGAAAACACUUGAAGAGAUUGACUUCAUUUUCGUCAAACAUCCACGGCAUACAAUGGUAGAUACUUCAGUCCCUGCAUCCGGCACGGAUUCCUUUUCUUCUCCAGAGAAGAUCAACGACGCGCCUGAGCGCUGCGACCAUACCAGCCUAGCGUAGCCCUACGUGUAAACGUUCUCCUACCUGUACUAGAGUAUACUUAGACACCGUCUGUGAACAAAUCAGACUUGGACGAAAUACACUGAUAGAAUGGGCUCUGCUGAUGGGACUUACAUAAAUAGACUGGAGUCCUUGGACAUGUCAGAAGCAGGAUAAAAAGCGUGUCGCCUCGAGGAUCUACCUUGAUGGGUGAGCUGGUAGAAAUCUGUAUGGUAGUAGACUCGAUAUGCG
This is a messenger RNA of Phialemonium atrogriseum, 1881 nucleotides long. RefSeq names its product general substrate transporter. Bases 145 to 1650 code for a protein of 501 amino acids. Gene Ontology annotation, molecular function: carbohydrate:proton symporter activity. Gene Ontology annotation, cellular component: membrane. NCBI's taxonomy places the organism in Eukaryota, Fungi, Ascomycota, Sordariomycetes, Cephalothecales, Cephalothecaceae. Gene Ontology annotation, biological process: carbohydrate transport; transmembrane transport. The record is from RefSeq and is a predicted model, not a curated record. The transcript has 8 exons.